Molecule: messenger RNA, 2672 nt
Organism: Westerdykella ornata
Lineage: Eukaryota; Fungi; Ascomycota; Dothideomycetes; Pleosporales; Sporormiaceae
Exons: 2
Coding region: 258-2582 (774 amino acids)
Biological process (GO): regulation of transcription by RNA polymerase II
Cellular component (GO): nucleus; RSC-type complex
Molecular function (GO): DNA binding; DNA-binding transcription factor activity, RNA polymerase II-specific
Source: RefSeq, a predicted model, not a curated record
AACGUUGCACACUGCCAUGUGUUGACCGUUCGUUAUUUCCACUCCUCCCCAGGGACCUCACUCGUUUCGAAGAAAAAUAGCCGUGCCGUCAUUGAUCGGCAGAAUCAACGCCUUGCUACCCGCGCUUCCCACUGUCCCGCCGUUGAGCUCUCCAGCGUACGGCCUAACCCCCGAGAAACAUCACCUUUGCUGUUCCUGUGCCGUUACGGUGCACUGCUAUUGCUCCGAUCGCGCUGCGACCGAGCAGCGCGCCGAAGAUGCGUUCCUUCGGUGUCAAGAUACCCUCGUUUUCGAGCACGACCGAGAACUCUUCGGCACAGCAGGCAGAGCGCGUUGCGAAACCCCUGAUGGCUACCGUUCCUAGGCCAGGCCCCAAUGGUCCCGACGUCAAACCCCGCCUUACCAAGGAGCAACACGACAUUCUCGAAGCACACUUUCAGCAGCAAUCCAAGCCCACCACUAGCGUGAAGAAGGGUUUUGCUGAGAGUCUCAAUGUACCAGUAGACAAGAUCAACAACUGGUUUCAGAACCGCAGGGCAAAGGUAAAGCAGGACCUGAAGAAGCAGCAAAACCAAUACAAUAUGCAGAUGGGCAUCUACGGAACACCCGCAGUAGCCGACGCAAAUUCUUUACCUGCUUCAACCAACGUGGAAACAAACCCGCCGCCGCCGCAACAGCAGCCGAGAAGCCAGGAUCUCUAUCCACCGAACAAUGAUGGUCCGCUGAAUGGCUUACCACUGCAGAACCUGAACGGACAAAACUUUGACCUGACAAUGCAACUUCCCAUCCAUCAGCCGCGUUUUGACAUGCAUGGUCUGCGCUCCAUUCCUGAGACCGACCGCACUACCCCGUAUGCGCCAAAUGCUGUCAUGGAAUCCAUCAUGGCCGCAACUGCAGGUGCUGCCGGAUAUAUGCACCAGCAGUCCGUUUCCAUCCCCCAGCAAGAUCCCAACUUCAUGUAUCCCGGAAGUGUUACGCAAGUGUACCCGGGUGACCUCGCCUUGUCCCUGCCAACCUCUCUACCGAGCCAUUCCGUGCCAACGAUUGAAUCAUUUAACGGAGGCCUGACCGACUUGAACUACGGCCCCGUCAUAGUACCCGAUCCAUCUGGAUCUGUUGAUGUGCAGAACGGCACGGGUUCGACGUCAUCUGAACAUUCACCCUUCACAGGUGUGUCGUCUACCACGACCACAAAUUCAUCAACCGGCCCGACUGCUUCAUCCGUGAACUCAGUUGCAUCAGUCUUCUCUAAUUGGACCGACGAUCAGAAACCGCUGUCAGAGAUACCGCAUGGCAGUGAGGGCGAGGACGCCUUCGAUCCGUCCGGCUUCAUCAUUCCUCAAGGCCCCACACCUGAUGAAACGAUACCUUUCUGGGUUCAACCCGGUCACAACCCAGCCUUCAGUCAACGGGAAAUGUAUCAACAGACCAAUGCCUCGAUCCCGGGCCAAAUGUCUCCUCCAGACCAAAGUGAAGAUCGAAAGCAAAGCAUAAACCAAGUGGACGGCGAUGCAUUACCUGUCUUUGCGGACGACGCGUACUCACGGCGAAACUCAUCCACCACCAAUCUAGCAUCCAAUAUCGAAGCGAUUCAUAUACAGAACAAUCGUACUCCCGAGGGCUUCACGCAGCCUAGUCAGCCUCUGAGCAUAGCCGCUAGGCGUCAAAAGCGACCAACGGCAUUGAAUUCCAACACGCUAAGGAGCGCUUCAUUUACAAGUGGCAUGUCUUCCCCGGGAGGAAACAAUGAGCAAACCCUGCGAAGGAUCAGGUCUUCCACAUCUGGGCUGUCCACCGCCGCUGGUCGAAUUCAGAAGCCGAAUCCUGGCUCGGCACAACGUUCACCGAUGGCUAUGAGCUUCGCCGAAGCCGCUGCUUCUCCAAAAUUUGCCAGGACUUUCUCCUCGACCAGCACGGCCACACUAGCACAAGGCGGAAGUUUAGCACCUCCCACACCUCUGACUCCGAACGAGAUGGGCCAGCUUUCCUAUUGGCAAGCAAACAGCGGUCUAGGAAACCACGGUUUGCCCGACCACAGCAGUCCGGAGAGCUUCAAUGCAAGGUACUCCAUGGAGCCUCCUUUGACGGGCAACUUCGUAACCGCUGGCUCUUCUCCGUCAACGGAGGCUCGCGUGGUCCCGGGGAGUCAUUAUCGUGACACGCCGCCGCAGUCCGCGCCUGCGACCCAACAGGCGUUUCCCCAAGUUGCGUUUGCGCCUCACCCGCCGCCAAUGAUGAGAAACGCUUUCCACUCGACUUCUGACCUCACCAUCGCCCAGCCCAAACCUUCACAUUUGAGAAGGCCGUCCUUGCCAAUUACCACUCCGUCCCAACUAAGCGACCCGUACCUGCAGUUUCCGGUGUCCCUUGGAGACAUGUACAAUCAGAACCUGGGAGAGCUAUCGCUGGACAGCUACACCCACAACGUGCCCUUCGCGCCGCAAGCCACUGUGUCAGACCUUUUUGUGCAUGAGUACGCACCACAGCAAGUGCCAGUCUCAGAACCCUUACGACGGGUCACCACCGAGCCACAACAAAAGAGUUAUGUUUUCGCGAAUCAUGGCCCUAGCGACUUCAAGUGAGCGACCCUUCCAGCAUUGGCAAAAUUGGAUGCGCAUUGUAUUGCUCAGAUGGGAGCCGACAUCUCUGCGAUGGCUGUCGACAAGCGACGC